AACUGACUAUUUCUGAAAGACAAAUCCUAGAUUGCUUUUGAAAGGGAGAGGAAAAAAGAGGAAAAAGAAAAUAACACAGGAAUAGCCAUUGCAAGGGAAUCUACUGCAUUUUCAUUUGCUAAGCAGGCUCCUGGCUCCACGGCUCCCUUGCCUGGUAGGAGAAGGAAAUAGCUAGACUAGGUAUUCUGCAGGUCUGAAGAAAUCCAAAAUGGGCUGUUCGGAAAAAGCAGCGUCCAAAAUGCUGUUCCUUCUGCUGCUUAGCUCUGUGCCUCUUCUACAAGGCCUGCCCCUCUGGGAAAAUGAUGAUGUGGUCCCGGCUACCCCCUCCCCGCAGCUGGAGGCCCUGUCAUCGGAGGCCAUGGGUGGACCCAAGGAGGAGGAACUGGGGGUCUCAGCUGAGGUGAGGGGGUCCUCACCCCCCAGCCCCGAAGGCCUCUCUGAGUUGCUGCAGGGGGCAUUGCUGAGGAAGGAGUUUCUGGGGGGCGAGUUGAUGGAGGAGCCCAUCCCUGGAGGUAGCCCUUCCACGCUGCCCCCAUUCCACCCUCCUGUCCAGCACUUGGAUGGUGGGGUGGUCCCCGAAGCCUCUGAAGCUGCAGCCACAGGUCCUUCCCCUUUGACCACUGCUGCACCGCCCACUGGCUUCCUCCUUACGACCCCUCCGGCUUCCACAGCGGCUGCUCCCCCCCGCCUCCCACCUCCACCUGAUGAGACCGGGUCUGCCGGCCAACACAUCUCGGCCACGACCACGGCCUUCAUCCCCGAAGGCGACGAGGAGACCACCACCACACUUAUCACAACGACAACCAUCACGACUGUGCACACGCCAGUACUGUGCAACAACAACAUCACUGACGUGGAAGGCUACGUGGAAUCUCCGGACUACGCGGGCGCUACUUUCUAUGGGGGCCUGGAUUGCACCUACACAAUCUCUGUUUAUAUGGGCUACGGGAUAGAAGUGCAGGUGCAGAGUCUAAACCUAUCCAAGGAAGAUUCACUGACCGUAGAGGGCCUGGGAGGGGAGAAGCCUGUUGUCUUGGCCAAUGAGUCCCUGAUGGUUGAGGGGCAAGUGAUCCGCAGCCCAACCAAUCAGGUGUUGAUCCACUUUCAGAGCUACCACACCACCACCCCUGGAAUCUUCAAAUUUCACUACCAAGCUUUCCUCCUGAGCUGCGGCUUCCCCAGCCGACCUGAGAAUGGCGAUGUCAUGGUGACUGACCUCCACCCAGGUGGUUCUGCCACUUUUAAGUGCGAGUCUGGCUUUCACCUGCGAGGGGAAGAAACACUCAUCUGCCUCAACGUCAGCCGCCCUCGCUGGAGCGGCACGAGCCCUGCAUGUGUGGCUUCCUGUGGAGGUACAGUCCACAAUGCCACUCGUGGGCGCAUUGUGGCUCCUGAGGCUCCUGGGGGGCCUCACGGCCGGAACCUCACCUGCCGCUGGUUGGUGGAGGCGCCCGAAGGCCAGAGGCUUCACCUGCACUUUGAGAGAGUGGCUCUGGACGAAGACAACGACAAACUGAUGAUCCGCAGUGGGAGCAGCGCCUUUUCCCCGAUCAUCUACGACUCGGAUAUGGACGAUGUCCCAGAACGGGGGUUGCUGAGCGAUGCCCAGUCUCUCAUUGUGGAGCUCACCAGUGAGGGCCCGGCCACACCUCUCAUCCUUAGCCUGCGCUAUGAAGCUUUUGAUGAAGACCGUUGUUAUGAACCAUUCCUGGCACAUGGAAAUUUCAGCACAUCAGACCCACUGUAUCGCAUGGGGACUGUGGUUGAAUUUGCCUGCAGUGCCGGAUACAUGCUUGAACAGGGGCCUUCUGCCAUCGAGUGCAUUGAUUCAAGAGACCCCCGCUGGAAUGAGAGCGAGCCCACCUGCAAAGCCUUAUGUGGGGGGGAGCUCUCUGAGUCAACAGGCGUCGUCCUUUCCCCUGAUUGGCCCCAGUCCUAUGGGAAAGGCCAGGACUGCGUCUGGGGCAUCCGGGUGCAAGAGGAGAAACGAGUGCUGCUGGACAUCGAGAUCCUCAACAUUCGCAAAUCCGAUGUGCUGACCAUCUUUGACGGGGGGGACCUGACAGCCCGGAUCCUUGGCCAGUACUUGGGUCCCCAUCCCCGCUUCAGCCUUUACUCUUCAGGCCCAGCUGUCACCCUCCAGUUUCAGUCGGAUCCUGGGGACCCCCUUUUUGGACUCAGCCAGGGAUUCCUGGUGCGGUACAAGGAGGUUCCACGAAACGACACUUGCCCCGAGCUGCCCGAGGUGGAGUUUGGCUGGCGCACAGCUUCUCACGCUGCGGUCAUCCGCGGCACAGUGGUGACGUACCAAUGCGAGCCAGGCUAUGACAUAGUGGGAUCCGACAUCCUCACCUGCCAGUGGGACCUGUCGUGGAGCAACAGCCCUCCCACUUGCCAGAAGAUUGUGAACUGCGCUGACCCUGGGGAGAUCAGCAACGGCAAGCGCAGCGUCUCAGACCAACGUUUCUCCAUUGGCUCCCACGUCCAAUAUUUCUGCCAUGAGGGCUACGUGGUGGAAGGGAGCAGCACGCUGACCUGCUACAACCGGGACACGGGCACCCCCAAGUGGAGCGACCGGGUGCCCAAAUGCGUCUUGAAAUACGAGCCCUGCCUGAACCCUGGCGUCCCAGAGAAUGGGUACCAAACGCUUUACAAGCACCACUACCAGGCGGGAGAAUCCCUGCGCUUCUUCUGCUACGAAGGCUUUGAGCUCAUCGGCGAAGUGACGAUCACCUGCAUACCUGGCCACCCGUCCCAGUGGACCAGCCAGCCUCCUUUGUGCAAAGUGGCCUAUGAAGAGUUACUGGAUGGCCGGAAGCUAGAAGUCACCCAAACGACAGAUCCUUCCCACCAGAUGGAAGGUGGCAACAUCGCCCUGGCCAUCUUCCUGCCCAUCCUCCUCGUUAUCCUACUGAUUGGUGGCAUCUAUGUCUACUACACCAAGUUCCAAGGAAAGACCCUUUUUGGCUUCUCCUUCUCCAGCUCCCACAGCUACAGCCCCAUCACUGUGGAGUCUGACUUCAACAACCCUCUCUACGAAGCUGGGGACACCAGAGAAUACGAAGUUUCCAUCUAGAAGGUGUCAGAGGAUCCGUGUUCUUCCCCCCCAACCUGAGCGGGUUUGAGGAUCAGCGACUGAGAACGAUUCCUAUUUAAGGAGGGAAUAGUGGAAGGUGGUUUCGGGGGAGUUUAGGGGAAACAGCCGGGAAGAGGGGGGGCUUCUCCUCUCUGCCCCACAGAUUCACCUUCCUCCAUUCCUCCCCAUGUUGCUGCCUCACUGUCCACUCUCCCAGCUUUGGACACCGUCCACUUCCCCCUCCCCACUCCUUGUAAAUACCCUCUUCAAUGUGCCAAACGCGUUUCACAGACAACACACACACACGCACACAGGUUUUUUUCUGCUUUACCCGUUUCUUUACCUUUCUUUACUUCUUUGUUUAUUUGUUUGUUUACUAACUCACUUCCCCCCCUCCCCACCCGUUGUUUAUUAUUUCCUUAGUGGUUGAGAAAGGAGGGGUUGCGCCUCAUCCCUUUCUUCCCUUGUCUUGUCCCCCCCGCGUCUUUUCUAAGGAGGCGGAUAUCAGUUUUAGGUGCUGCCAUUAAAACAACAACA
Lacerta agilis (Sand lizard) is the source of this 3613-nucleotide messenger RNA. It is a transcript of the gene SEZ6L2, whose product is annotated as seizure related 6 homolog like 2. The record is from RefSeq and is a predicted model, not a curated record. Lineage: Eukaryota; Metazoa; Chordata; Lepidosauria; Squamata; Lacertidae. Bases 209 to 3076 code for a protein of 955 amino acids. Gene Ontology annotation, biological process: synapse maturation. Gene Ontology annotation, cellular component: neuronal cell body; endoplasmic reticulum. The transcript has 18 exons.